GUAAUCAUUUUAGGAAUUUCUUAUCCAAAAUACUAUUUUUUUUCUGGGACAGACUUAUAUAUUUGAACAAUGUGGAGCUCGACGCUUUGAAGCAGUGGUCUUCUGGCACAGUGAGGAAGCACUUGGCUCUCUCUACUGGUUUUGGGUGGGACAGAGUUAAUUUCUUCGUAGUAGCUAGUAUGGCACUGUGUUUUGGAUCUGUGAGCAGUGUUGAUGGCACAGGGAUGUUGUAGCUGUUGCUGAGCAGUGCUUGCACAGCGUCAGGGUCACUUCUGCUUCUCACCCUGCCUCACCAGUGAGCAGGCUGGGGUUAUGCAAGAAGCUGGGAGGGGACGCAGCUGGGACAACUGACCCCAGCUGACUUAGGGAUGUCCCACACUGUAUGGCGCUGUGCUCAGCAAUAAGAGCUGGGGGAAGGAGGAGGAAGGGGGGUGUUCAGAGUUGCAGCAUCUGUCUUCCCAAGUCACUGUUACUUGUGAUGGAGCCCUGCUUUCCUGGGGGUGGCUGAACGCCUGCCUGCAACGGGAUGUAGUGAUCGAAUUCCUCUUGCUUUGCUUGGCGCGCGCAGCUUUUGCUUUACCCAUGAAACUGUCUUUAUCUCAACCUGCAAGUUUUUUUGCACUUUUACCCUUCCGAUUCUCCUCCCAUCCUGCUGCGGGGGCGUGAGCGAGCGGCUGCCUGGGGCCGAGCUGCCCACGGGGGCUGACGCACAACACUCUCCCCUAAGCAAGCGGGCACUUGAAGCGGAGUUACUGUGCAGCUAUUAAUUCAGCAUCCUGCCCAGCUAAUUAAUUCUGCGUCAGCUGGCUGACCUUCGUUGCGUCCAGUCUCAGAGCAGUCCAGCCUCAUAUGAAGACAGGUAUUUCUGCACGGCACCAUAUUUUUCUGCGUAACCAAACCUGACGAUUCGUGUACAACACCCCAGGAGAGAGCAAUGAAUCAAUUGUAAAAGCUUAAAAAAAUGUUCUUUUGUGACUCAUGGGCUCUACCAGCUUCUGAGCAAGAAAUCGCACAGUUGACGUGUAUUAUGUAACAGGAGGAAGAAAUCUGUCAAACAUGACCCACCUGCCAGCAGCAACUGACACUGUGCCAAGAGUAACCCUAGAAAUUCGUCAUAAAACAGCACAUUGUCUCACGUUCUACCAAGAAACUCAAGGAGAGCAACCCUAUACCUUACUAAUCUCUGAAUCUUGAUAAGCGCUGGAGUUGGGGCUGGCCUGAGAAAGCUGUGAUUUAAAAAGAAAUGCAGUGUAUUUGGGCACUCUGAAGGCUUAGUGACGUAGGUGAAGGCUACCAAAACGCUGAGGACUUGGCUCUUGGUGUGGCAGGUUGGGCCAUCAGCAUAGAAGGUUUAGAAAGGCAGCGCCGUGGGUGGGGAGGGAAGGGGACCACGUCAGGAGGCGCACGGUAUGGCCAUAAAAGACCAAAAGCAACAGCUUAAUCCCCUGUUCCAGGCUGGGAGACACGAGUAAGCUUUUUGUUGCCCAAAUGAGGAGACCAUCAACUUCAUCCCUGGCGUGGGGAGCCGGGAGAGCACCCCACCUCCAGACCUGCAGGACAAAUCCUGCUCUCCUAAGGCAAUUUGCAGCCAUCAAACCCAGUUUGUGAAGUGCUGGCGUACAGGAGCCUUGGCCGAAGCUCAAAUCCCGGUGUGAUGCAAGUUGUCAUCAUUGUUAAUAACACCAGAAAGUCACUUUGUGGACAAACCAUAAAAUAACAUCUAUUCAGGGGCAGGAGCAGUCUCUCCCAAAGCCCUGAGUCUCGGAGCUCUUAACCUCCAGCUACAAUAAUUGCAUUUUCACUGGAAAAAGAGUUUGAAGUCUAACUGUUUAAGGGCAAUUUGCAAUAGGUGAACACCGUUCCUGUUUUGCCGUUGUCCCUAAUUUCCUGUUCCCAAGUGUGUCUGGCAGAGAAUUGUAGUCCAAAACCACGAAGCAAGAAGCGGGAGGAAAGGCACGGCAGGCACUGACCAUGGCACCAGGCGGUGGGCAGGGACGGGGCACUGAAGAAGUGAUGUGACCAUGUGCAGGGUGACGAAGGGGCCAAUGAUGCCUUCCUCCAGCCUGGAUCCUGCUGGGAACCCCCCAGGCCUCCCUCCCACUGCCAGAAGAGAAAGGGAAUCCGUGCUAAAUCCUUAGUUCCCUGCAAAACUGUUGCAAAACCUGUCUCCCGAGGCAGCUCUUUCACCCGUGUUAAUGCCACGCCGUAUCAGUGCUUUUCAUGGCUUACUAAUUUCCACCCACUUCUGGGAACACCUGGCCACUCCCUUUGUGAUCACCUGUCCCAGACAUUUAUAGCAGCGACGGAUGCUAGAAAUAGAGGUGCGCCCGCUAAGAGCCGGAGGAGCCCGUAGACGGAAGGAGUAUUGGGGUCGAUUUGCAACGGAGAUAUUUGCGAACUGGCAGCAUGAAAAGCCCUGGGAGCACGUCAAGGAAUAUCAAAUGUCUCAUUGUUUUCAGUCUUUGCCUGGGACUCGUCUUCCUGUCGGGAUACUUCCACAUGAAGAACAAAAAUGAUGUAAUCUUGGAGAGCCACGAGGAGCUGCUGCCAUGCCGUGCCAAGACUAACGUCAUGUUCCUCAAGACCCACAAGACUGCCAGCAGCACCAUCCUGAACAUCAUGUUCAGGUUCGCAGAGAGGUACAACCUCACCGUCGCCCUCCCAGCCAAUGAGCUCGUACACCUGGGCUACCCAGAGACCUUCCAGGCCCAAUUUGUGGAGGAAUUUCAAACUAUAGGACAAAACUACAACAUCAUGUGCAACCACCUGCGGUUUAACCCUUCGGAGGUGCAAAAGGUGAUGGCAGCGAACACCUUCUACUUCUCCAUCCUGAGGAACCCCAUUCUUCUGCUGGAGUCUUCCUACGUCUACUACAAGGACGAUGUCCCUGCCUUCAAGAUCUCCAAGGACGUGAAUGAGUACCUGGCGUCACCCACGAAGUAUUACCACCCGGCGAAUUACAAGCAAAACAUCUAUGCCCGCAAUAUCAUGUGGUUUGACUUUGGCUAUGAUAACAACGCAGAGGACAACAAAAAGUACAUCCAGACGGUCUUGAAGGAGAUUGAACAGAACUUCCACCUGAUCUUAAUAGCAGACUACUUUGAUGAGUCCAUGAUCCUCUUGAAGCACACUUUGUGCUGGGAUCUGGAUGAUGUGAUUUACUUUAAGCUCAAUUCCAGAAGCCAGGACACUGUCCAGACCUUGACUCCAGAAAGCAAGGAACGGGUAAAAGCGUGGUGCUCGCUGGACUGGGAGCUCUACCUGCACUUCAACCAGAGCUUCUGGAGGAGAAUUGAGGAAACCAUAGGACUCGAGGAGCUGGAGAAUGAGGUGAAUCACCUGCGAAGGAGACAGAAGGAGCUCAUGGAGAUCUGUCUUUUGAACCAGGAGGCAGUGGGGAAGGAUCACAUCAACAACAAAGCUCUCCUGCCUUACCAGUCAGGGGCCGCAAACAUCCUUGGGUACAACCUCAAACAAGACUUGGACAACAGGACUCUGAGAACCUGCCAGAAGAUGGUUAUGCCAGAGCUCCAGUACAUGUCCCAUCUUUAUGCUGUUCAACACCCGCACAAGAAGAGGAAGCAGUUAGGCUUGCCCUUGGCCUGAACCAGUUUCCAGGAGAAGAUGCAGCUCCCAACUCCCAACUAGGACACGUGACAACCCACUGGUGUUUCCCACCACUUUGCGUCACCCCGUGUCAGGCAUGUGGCUGGCCCACAGGACUCUUGCACAGGAGGGGCUGGGGGGAGAGUCUGUGUUCAAGGCCACCAAGCUGGUGGUGGGUCCCUUUUUGGGCAUCUUGAGCCGAAGGCUCUGCGUUGGCUGGAUCCUGCGUGAUCCCUCUUCCUCGCUGCCAGGCGGGGACAGCCUGCUGCUGCUGAGUGCUGGGCAGGCUUUUAACUGCCUCUUA
Molecule: messenger RNA, 3910 nt
Organism: Chroicocephalus ridibundus (black-headed gull)
Lineage: Eukaryota; Metazoa; Chordata; Aves; Charadriiformes; Laridae
Gene: GAL3ST2
Product: galactose-3-O-sulfotransferase 2
Exons: 4
Coding region: 2407-3606 (399 amino acids)
Biological process (GO): glycolipid biosynthetic process; glycoprotein biosynthetic process
Cellular component (GO): membrane
Molecular function (GO): galactosylceramide sulfotransferase activity
Source: RefSeq, a predicted model, not a curated record